GGCUAUCAGAAUCACACGGGACUAGUGCUCAAUGGUAAGAGUGAAAUUUCUUAUCUCAGUCAUAUUCUUCUUGAUUGUGCUCGUACGAAGUAGAAUUCGUGACGCGUAGAAAAUGGACGAAUUUACUUGAACAUCCUCGGUUUAUUUUGCGUGAGAUUAGUGCCUGGUGCGAAAGUGUAGAGACGGAAACACAAUCGAAAAGACGGGAAAGGAACCAGAAUGAAAGAGUGACUGAAGAUUUAACGUUAUCUCAUUACUUUUAAAGAUGAGAUCAUUGGACACAAUUAUGAAUUCAACUUGCGCUUACUGUACACUCGAACCCCCUCCCGACAUCCUUCACAUACCCCCACCACCAUUCCCGGCAAUUCUUCAGCAAGGUUCUGAAUUUUAUCCGAGCUCCGACAUCCUACCAUUCCCACCAUAUUUAAAUGACAGUCCCUGCAAGCACUUUUGCGACCGGCGCUCCGAAGGAGUCCAAUAUAUAGAAAUGCCCCAACAAGGGACUGUCUUUGACGAUACCUGGCUUCUGAUUCUAAUAUCGUCAUGCGUCGGUGUCAUUUUUAUUGGCAUAGUGCUCGCAACGUUGCUCCUAAAAUGCAAAUUCAAUAGAAACGGAAAAGGCGGGGUGAUCUCCAUGCCAAAUGCGGCUUCCGGCAUGCAAACGAAAAAUGGCAGGCUCCAGAACGAGGCGGUACUCUAUCCUUGCGCGGCAGAUACCAUGCAGGACAGUCGAGUCAUGUGGGCUACCCUUACUCCACGCGGGACCACAAGACACUAUUUGGAGGAGCAUACGUAUGAAACCAUCGGGAGUGGGCAGUUCCACAAACGUGCCUGUACGACCACACCAACCGAACAUGUAAAACUCAAGACGUAUGCCGAUCCACCAGCUGUUUCUCCGGUACAAAAUCGUCCUAAGGAUGACAAAGCAUUUGAUAACACUGCUUUCGUAGAUUACGAAGAACCAUUAUCCAUCAAGACUGAGUAUUAUCAGCUCAAUGAUGUUUUGGAGCCAAAUGAGUCUGGGAUACUUACGAUUCAGAGAGGAACGCUUCGUCCACGCGUGAGUUCUCCGACAAGAAUCGAGCAUCCGAAUCUACCCCCGUUGAACCUCCAUCCACAUAAGCGCGCAUCUCGCAAAGGCUCUGGCGCGCAGCACACUUCAGACACACUGCUGAGGAGCAGCAUCACAUCGUCCACUUACAUACCUACUAUAUAAACGUGCUCGUAUUUCCUCCUUCUCGUCACACACUUCUUUCAGGGUUCCGCCGAUAAACCCGAAUUACGCCGUGCACCAUCUACAUCCUCGUUAAUAUCAUCGUAUCUAGUCACUAUAAGCGCACGCUGGCCGCCAAGUAAAAAACGAUAUAAUCAUAAGAAGUAACUUCUUUUUUAUCAAUUGAUAUGACGAUAUUGUGAUUGUGAUUGUGUAGAACGAUAGGUCGUAGACUUAAUAGAAUAAAUAAUAUACGUUACAUUUGCAUCUUACAAAAUAAAACAAUGCAUAGCAAAAGAUA
Solenopsis invicta (red fire ant) is the source of this 1514-nucleotide messenger RNA. RefSeq lists its product as uncharacterized. The record is from RefSeq and is a predicted model, not a curated record. The transcript is spliced from 6 exons. Bases 266 to 1216 code for a protein of 316 amino acids. NCBI's taxonomy places the organism in Eukaryota, Metazoa, Arthropoda, Insecta, Hymenoptera, Formicidae.